CUUGGGUCGGAUCAGUGUCUCCUUCAGGGCUCCUGUCUUUUUACAAGUCAUAUUUCUGCUGUAUAAGUCAGACAUCAGAGGGGCAGGAGCAGCUCCCAGUCCUGGGCUGAGCUGCCAAUGCAGGGUGGCAAUGGAGGAGGCAGACAGGAACUGCACAGACUGCUGCUGCUGCUGUUGCUCUACAGCAUUUUUCAUACAGGGAAGUUGCUCCAUUUUGCAGACAAAUGACAGAAAUCUAAAAGCAAUCACAAGACAGAGGAGAAAGCUAUGGAUCUCAGCUUGGGACAAUACCUGAGAGCUAAAAAUAAGCAGCAAACUGGCUCAGCUGUAAAGCAAAUCUGUGAGGACCGUCUGUUGGAAGAAGAAAAAAAAAAGGUGCAAGAUGACUCCUAGUUUCUCCAGAGAAAGAAGCAAUAAGCUGUGUUGAAUGUUUUUUUUUUCUUUCCUUCUCACUUAUGGAACAACAGAACUAAAAACAUGACUUGGAAAUUAGAAAAAUUUGGAGAAGGAGCCUGGAUCGCUCAAGCGGUCUCGUCCUAUUUACUCCAGUUACUGUUUCACCUCUACUGGACAAGAGAAUUAAAUUGGUCAGCUUCGAAAUUAAAGCAGAGAAUAACCGUGCCAAUUGACUGUGCGGUGCCAAUGUUAUUCAGUAAAGGUGGGCACAUCAUCCUCCUCGGUGACAACACAUUCUGGGGACCUAGGAGAUGCAGAAAGCAUCAUACUAUGACAAUCCCACAUUGUUUGGAGGUUACACAUACCAGCCGGGUAAUUUGGGGUAUGAUGGCCCACAACAAGCCUUCACCAGCACUGCCCACAUUGAUAAUGACUUCCAGCGUUCUUCAUGUUCCCUGCAAUCUCUUGGACACACAGGCCCAUUGGCCAAGCCUAAAAACCUGAAUGGAAGCUGUAUGCGUCCAAGCCUGGCAUCUGAGCUUCAUCAGACCCCUUCACUGUCCCCAACACAAAACCCUACAGUCAAGAGUAACAAUAAUGUAAAUUCCCAGUCCACAUCAAGCAAAUCCUCUCCGGUUAAAGCCCAGGCUAGCUCAGGCCAUUCUGUUAACAAACAGAUCUUCCCAUGGAUGAAAGAAUCGAGACAAAACUCCAAGCAAAAGGCCAGUCCCCCCAGCUCAGCGGCAGAAACCUGCAGUGGUGACAGGAGCCCCCCGGGUUCUUCAGCAGCUUCCAAGAGAGCUCGCACAGCCUACACCAGUUCUCAGCUAGUGGAACUGGAGAAAGAGUUCCAUUUCAACCGCUAUCUGUGCAGGCCCAGGAGGGUAGAAAUGGCUAAUCUACUAAACCUCAGUGAAAGGCAGAUAAAGAUAUGGUUCCAGAACCGAAGGAUGAAGUACAAAAAGGAUCAGAAGAUAAAAGGCAUGUCCUCUUCAUCUGGAGGACCCUCACCAACUAGCACACCACCCCUAAGCAUGCAAUCAACUGCAGGGUUCUUAGGAUCCAUGCACUCAAUGACUGCUAAUUAUGAGGCACCUUCCCCACCUCCUUUUAAUAAAUCCCACCAUAAUGCCUACUACCAGAACCCAACAAAAGCUUGUCCCUCCCAGCAGAAGUAUGGAAACGCUUCUGCAGAUUAUGACCACCAUGGCUUGCAAGGGAAUGGAGGCAGUUAUGUGUCUCCUAGUAUGCAAGGAAGCCCAGUGUACGUUGGGGGUAGUUAUGUGGAUUCAGUUCCUGCACAAGGGCCUUCUUUGUAUGGCCUCAACCACCUUGCACACCAGCCCUCUAGUAUGGACUAUAACGGGGCUCCUUCCAUGGCAACAAACCAGCAUCAUGCACCUUGUGAUCCCCUCCCAACCUACACAGAGCUUUCAACUCACCAUCAGGGGAGGAUACAGGAGGCUCCUAAACUCACCCAUUUGUGAUUAAACAGUAAACAAGUCUGUUUAGCAGACUACAGAGGGCGCUCAGCUCUGGAAGCCUCGGGGAACAAUGAGAAGCAUUUGUGUGAUUUUUUUAACCUUUUACUUUAUUUUUUUUCCAGAUAAUAAAGAUGUUAGGGUGUUGAUCUGUAGCUAGAAUUCAUGAUUUAUUCAACAUAAGUGGCCAUGAAAGUUGAGUGUUUUAAAUACUGGACACAAUGUCUCAUUAUAUAAAAUGUCAUAAGAAUGUGAAAAUAAUUGACAACUAAGAUUUUGCACCCAUGAGAAAAACGUGUUCAUGAAUUUCCACAGAUGAAAAUGUGUUUUUAAUUUCAGAAAAUGUGUAUUCACCUGCAGGAUUGCCUGUAGAUAAUUAUUUUCUUGUCCCAAUCAGAUUUUUUUCUUUAUUUUUUGAUUGUGUUGAUAUCACAAAUGCACAUAUAUAUUAUGCACAACAUUGAUAAUCUUUUCAAUUGAUCUGGAUUAUUCUGUGAGUUCUAGUAAAAUGACAGACAAAUGUUUUAGUGGUAGCAAUCUAGGCCUUAAGAUCAAAAAAAUAAGUUGUGUUGUCUAGAUAAUUGAUUUGUGUCUCAUCAAAAUUAGUUCUAAAUUAGAUGUAAAUGCUACAUUUUCCAGACACAUGAAAAAGCAACACGAAAAACAAAGCAUCUGUUUCUUCUCUCGUCUUAAAGUGAAUACAGGGUAUAUUUUAAACAGAUUUAUGUUCACCAAACAAUAUGAAGCAGACUCCUCCUAUGUUUGCUAAGCAUUCUCUGUGUGAACAUAUAUAUCUGUUGCACUUAGAGUUUACAUAUAAUGGUUGAAAACAGCCUGGGGGCUCAGAUCAUUCAAUCCUGGCUAUUUCCAGGCAUGUGUGAUCUUGUAAGGAGACAUAUAUAUUUAUUAAUGCUGCUUAUGAAAGCCGAAAAAAUAUUUUCUCUCUUCUUUUUUUUGUAUUAUUUAUCCGCCAUAUUAUGUAUUUAUAAGAGUUACUAAGACAUUGUAAGUUUUUUCGUAUUUACUUGUUAUUAAAGAAGUUGUGUUUUCCCUGUCAUUGUAAAAUCUGCCUAUUUAAUUCUAGUAUUAUAGAAAGAUGUUAGUUUUUUUGUUCCUUGUACUUAUGAAUAAUGUAAUUAGAUCUACUGAGGAGCUUGCUAAGCUCAUCCAACUGUAAUUGUAUAGUCAUGAAUAGAGGGGUUCACAACACCCCUCUAGAUAUCUUUCUUUGUUCUUUGUACUUACAUUUUCCUUGCAAAAAAAAAAAAAGUUGUCUGUUGGAAAAAAAAAAAAAACUGGAAUAAACUUUCUGUUAUAAA
Bombina bombina (fire-bellied toad) is the source of this 3196-nucleotide messenger RNA. RefSeq names its product homeobox B3 (gene HOXB3). Gene Ontology annotation, molecular function: RNA polymerase II cis-regulatory region sequence-specific DNA binding; DNA-binding transcription factor activity, RNA polymerase II-specific. Gene Ontology annotation, biological process: regulation of transcription by RNA polymerase II. Gene Ontology annotation, cellular component: nucleus. NCBI's taxonomy places the organism in Eukaryota, Metazoa, Chordata, Amphibia, Anura, Bombinatoridae. The record is from RefSeq and is a predicted model, not a curated record. The transcript has 5 exons. The coding region runs from base 708 to 1883 and encodes 391 amino acids.